Heterocephalus glaber (naked mole-rat) is the source of this 554-nucleotide messenger RNA. RefSeq names its product S100 calcium binding protein A4 (gene S100a4). Gene Ontology annotation, biological process: positive regulation of canonical NF-kappaB signal transduction. Gene Ontology annotation, cellular component: nucleus; perinuclear region of cytoplasm. The record is from RefSeq and is a predicted model, not a curated record. NCBI's taxonomy places the organism in Eukaryota, Metazoa, Chordata, Mammalia, Rodentia, Bathyergidae. Gene Ontology annotation, molecular function: calcium-dependent protein binding; RAGE receptor binding; calcium ion binding.
CCUCAUGGGCAGGGCCUCCCUGGGUAUAAAUAGGUCAGACUGCUGGGCUCUCCCCAAACCCAAACCGCUCUGCUCAGCACUUCCUCUCUCGGUCUGGUCAGAGGCUGCCAUGGCUCUUCCCCUGGAGAACGCCUUGGACGUGAUGGUGUCCACCUUCCACAAGUACUCAGGCAGAGAAGGCGACAAGUUCAAGCUGAACAAGUUGGAGCUGAAGGAGCUGCUGACUCGUGAGCUGCCCAGCUUCUUGGGCAAAAGGACGGAUGAGGCUGCAUUCCAGAAGCUGAUGAGCAACUUGGACAGCAACCGGGACAACGAGGUGGACUUCCAGGAGUACUGCGUCUUCCUGUCCUGCAUCGCCAUGAUGUGCAACGAGUUCUUUGAGGGCUGCCCCGAUAAGCAGCCCCGGAAGAAGUGAAGGCUCCUCGGAGGCCUUGGGUUGGGAGUGGGGUCUGCGGCUGGGGUCCUCGGAGGCGCAGUGAGCACAGUGCUCACUCGGGCUUUUGGAUGUGUGCAUGACGCUGAGCAAAUUCAAUAAAGAGUUUUGGGAACUACGA